Molecule: messenger RNA, 1543 nt
Organism: Elaeis guineensis (African oil palm)
Lineage: Eukaryota; Viridiplantae; Streptophyta; Magnoliopsida; Arecales; Arecaceae
Product: probable serine/threonine-protein kinase WNK11
Biological process (GO): protein phosphorylation
Molecular function (GO): protein kinase activity; ATP binding
Source: RefSeq, a predicted model, not a curated record
AGUAGUUGCCGGCACGCCCCCCACCCCACAAAUCGCCUCCUAUAAAUAUCGCCACCGCUCCCUUCUUCCCCCCAUACUCUAUGUGAUCUCUCUCGUGCUUUCCUAGUUCGCCGGGUUUCGAAGCCUUUCUUCAAUCUAAAUUCUUGUCCACUUUCGCUUUAUUGAGCUUGGUGGAUCGGCUCCAAUGGCUCAGACGACGCAACACCUGAAAGAAGCUCAAACUUUGUAUUCUCUCCUGAUCUGUUCGUCCUCCGUCUUUAUUUGAUCCCCCCAGCUCUCGCGAUCUAGGGUUUCUGGGAGAUCUCCGCCGGAUUUCGAGCUAGGGUUUUGAUUUGAUCUCAUCGGUCGAAGGAAGAUGCCGUGCGUGGACGCGACAGAUCUGGCGUCGGCGGAUAAGGACGCCGAGCCGUUCGAGGAGUUGGACCCGACGAGGAGGUACGGGCGGUACGGGGACCUUCUUGGUGCCGGGGCGGUGAAGAAGGUCUACAGGGCGUUCGACCAGGAGGAGGGGAUCGAGGUGGCGUGGAACCAAGUGCUGUUCGGGAGCUUCAGCGGGGACCGGGCGAUGAUGGAUCGGCUGUUCGCCGAGGUCCGGCUCCUCCGGGAGCUCCGGCACGAGAACAUCAUCGCGCUGUACCGGGUGUGGAUGGACUCCGAGAACAGCACGCUUAACUUCAUCACCGAGGUCUGCACCUCCGGCAACCUUCGCGAGUACCGGAAGCGCCACCGCCACGUCUCCCUCAAGGCUCUCAAGAAGUGGUCCCGCCAGAUCCUCAUCGGCCUCGACUACCUCCACAACCACGACCCCUGCAUCAUCCACCGCGACCUCAACUGCAGCAACGUCUUCAUCAACGGCAACAUCGGCCAGGUGAAGAUAGGGGACCUGGGGCUAGCGGCGAUCGUGGGAAAGAGCCACGCGGCGCACUCGAUCCUGGGGACGCCGGAGUUCAUGGCGCCGGAGCUCUACGAGGAGGAGUACACGGAGCUGGUGGACAUCUACUCGUUCGGGAUGUGCGUUCUGGAGAUGGUAACGCUGGAGAUACCUUACAGCGAGUGCGACAGCAUCGCCAAGAUCUACCGCAAGGUUAUGGCCGGAGUGCGCCCGGCGGCCUUGGGCAAGGUCCGCGACCCCGAGGUCCGGGCCUUUAUUGAGCGCUGCCUCGCCCAGCCCCGCGCCCGGCCGUCUGCCUCCGAGCUCCUCAAGGACCCUUUCUUCAGUGGUCUCGAUGAUGACGAAAACUCGCCUCCCCCGAGCUUGGCAGCCACCGAGCACUGCCACCCUCUGUCGGCGCCGGACAUCUCCGGCCUCCGGCUGGAUUGAAGGGAAUGCAUGAAUUUGGGGCUGGCUUCUUCGCUGACAACCUUACCGACUGUUCUGCUCUGAUGGGUUCUUUGGUCUAUAUUUCCUGAGCGCAGGAAGAAAAGGGCAUCGCUGGAAGAAGAAAGUGUAUAUUGAAACGUCUUUGUAGUUGUUUUUUUUUUUUUGAACUUCUUUGUGGUGCUUUGGAGGAUGAAUCGUUGCAACAAAUGUUUUGUUUUUUUA